UGCAAGUUCAUGUGCCGCCCACUCAUCAUCGUCUUUUUCACUAGCGAGCAACCCCACAGGAACAGAGAAAGCUAGAGAGAGAGAGAGUGAGAAACCUUCUUCCAUUACUACUAGUCUACUACUCUCUCGCUCUUUCUCAAGAGGGAGGGGGAGAGAGAGAGAGAGACAGUUACUAGCUCUAUAUAUUCUCACACAGCUCACAGGUGUAGGAGAAGCCAUGAACAUGAGGACCAUCAUAUCCCUCAUCCCAGAUACAUGAUCUGUACUGUCUCCUCCUCUCUAGCUUCUCUCCUCUCCCUGCUGUGCCCCUUGCUUUGUUGCUUGGUCAAUUAGAGCUAAGCAGCAAGCUAGCUUCCUGGAAGCAAGGCCGGCGCCUGGCUGGGACAAGAACCACAGGAACCACAGCUGACUGAUUGAUCAAUCAAUCAAUCUUCUGCUGCCCUGCUGCCUCACAGCCUCAGCAAGACAGUACGUACAGAUCAAUUUUGGCCCUCUUGAGGCUCCGGCCGGUCGCCGACUCGCCGUCGUCGAAGGUGCUCUCCGGCCGGCGGAGUUAACAUUGAGCUUGAUUUCAAGCCGCGCUCCGAUCCGACCGGCAAAGCGCCGAAGCUGCCUUCCGUUUGUUUCACUCUGGUCUCUGGGGGCUCGCCAUCAGCCAUCCGUACCGAGCUGUAGUGUGCGCGGUUUUGUCGCGUCGUCGUACGUCGAGAAUCCGUGAGCCAGACAGACAAGCCAGUGGUUUGGUGAUUCUUGCGGCGGCGCGGCGAUGGAGACCUUCGGCUGGGCCGGCGGCGGGCAGCUGAUGCACCACGACGACAUCUACUUGCCGCGCUCGGUGGGGUGCGGGCGGCCGUUCGAGCUGGACGACGCGUUCCUGGGCGCGUGCUUCGGCGCCCAGCUCCAGUGCGACGGUGGCGUCGGCGGCGGCGACGGCGGCGGGUGUCUGCAGGGUACCUCGGGAUUUGGCGCCGUGGCUGGAGACCCGUUGGGGUUGCUGUGCUCGGGGGACGUGUUUGCGUCUGUCGCCGAGGGCGCCGGCGGCGCGCACGACGACGGCCUCCUCGACGCGGCGCUCGCCUUCUCCCGGAAUCAGCUCGGGGGCGCCGCCUGCGACGGGAGCGACGGCGGGGCCGUGUCGAACGGCGCCAUGCUGUCCAGCUACAGCGGCACCACCGGCGGCAACAUCUCCUCCGGCGAGUCGAAUAACUACAGCGGCGGCGGCGGUGGCUACGACGCCGAGGUGGUGUCGCCGACGUCCACCAUGUCCGCAGCCACACAGUCGCUCCACCCCAAGCGAAAGCUAUACGACGACCACCACCACCCCGCCGGCAUAGCAGCCGCAGCCGCAGCGCCACCGCUGGCGCCGUGCCCACGCCCCACCACCGGCGCCGUCGCCGCGAAGCGGAGGGCUUCCACGUCAGCAACAAGCAUCACCUUCGGCCACCAGCCGCACCACCACCACGCGGGCGCCACCACCGCCGGGUACGAGCCUGACAUGGAAGCCAUGGCGCAGGUGAAGGAGAUGAUCUACCGGGCGGCGGCCAUGCGCCCCGUCCACCUCGGCACGGAGGCCGCCGCCGACAAGCCCCGCCGCAAGAACGUGCGCAUCUCGAGCGACCCGCAGACGGUGGCGGCGCGUCUCCGGCGGGAGCGCGUCAGCGACCGCCUCCGCGUCCUGCAGAAGCUGGUCCCCGGCGGCAACAAGAUGGACACGGCGUCCAUGCUCGACGAGGCGGCCAGCUACCUCAAGUUCCUCAAGUCCCAGGUCCAAAAGCUGGAAACCCUAGGCACCACCACCACCACGUCCAAGUUACCGCAGCAGUAUUACAGCGGCAACAUCAACAGCAGCAAUAAUCACCAUGGAUUCCUCGGAUUCGCAGCAAAUAACAACACCAUUUCAGCUGGCUACGCAAAUUCUAAUGCUGGAAAUGCAACGAAACUGUUGUAGCACUGUGGCUAGCACAAGUACUUGAUACGCACAACGUACGCGUGGUCUCGUCGUCUAUAUACAUGUAGUAACAUGCUGCUGUUUUCUACUGUUUCUAGGCUUGGUGGUGAUCAGUGUACGUACACACGGCACAUAAUUGGAGUCUUAAUUAGUGGUGGAGUGCAUGCUGAUUUAGUUCGUGGUCAUGUUCUUGUGCAAGAUUUAGAUUUAUAAUCUUCCGCUGGCGGAUCAGCUGCAUGGAGUGAGAAGUUACAUCAAAUUAAAGGGGCCAUCUGAUGGUUCGUUCAAAAAAAAAAAACGGGUGCCAUCUGAUAGAGGAAAACAUGUGGUUCAAUAAUGGAAAAGAGUGGCCUGGACGAGCAAUUUGCGAGUGAAGAUUUUUAGCUUUCUUUUUUUUCUUAAUUUAUUUAUGCAUGAACUGAGUGAGUUUAUCGCCACUCGAAAGUAUAUAGACGUGGAUCGAGUAACUAGUACAUGGAUAUUCAGAUUUGUAUGGUUGUUGCGCAACGAGACACUAUAUAUAAGAUAAUAUAAUUAAUUAACCGUCCUUAA
Oryza sativa Japonica Group (Japanese rice) is the source of this 2500-nucleotide messenger RNA. RefSeq names its product transcription factor LATE FLOWERING-like. NCBI's taxonomy places the organism in Eukaryota, Viridiplantae, Streptophyta, Magnoliopsida, Poales, Poaceae. The record is from RefSeq and is a predicted model, not a curated record. Gene Ontology annotation, biological process: regulation of DNA-templated transcription. Gene Ontology annotation, molecular function: DNA-binding transcription factor activity; protein dimerization activity.